Acanthocheilonema viteae is the source of this 591-nucleotide messenger RNA. Lineage: Eukaryota; Metazoa; Nematoda; Chromadorea; Rhabditida; Onchocercidae. The record is from the annotation of a GenBank genome assembly.
AUGGCGGACGAUGAACUGGAAACGUACAAACUAUGGCGGGUUCGAAAGACAAUUAUGCAGAUGUGCCAUGAUCGUGGAUAUUUGGUAACUCAGGAAGAAUUAGAUCAAACGUUAGAAAAUUUUAAAGAUACUUUUGGUGAUAAACCAAGUGAACGACACCCAUCGCGUAAUGAAUUAACUGUCUUAGUAGCACAUAACGAUGAUCCGACAGAUCAAAUGUUUGCUAUUUGUCAGCAAAUGCAAGAGCAAGCGAUAACACGGGCAAUCAUUGUCGUACAAACAGGUAUGACUCCGUCUGCCAAACAGGCAAUAGCCGAUAUGGCACCAAAAUAUACAUUAGAACAGUUUCUGGAAGCUGAACUGAUGGUUAAUAUAACGGAACACGAAUUAGUACCGGAGCAUGUUGUCAUGACCAAUGAAGAAAAGAAUGAAUUAUUGGGUCGAUAUAAAUUGAAAGAUACGCAGUUACCCCGAAUUCAGCAGAGCGAUCCGGUAGCUAGGUAUUUUGGUUUACGACGCGGACAAGUAGUCAAAAUUAUUCGACCAUCCGAAACUGCUGGAAGAUACAUUACAUAUCGACUUGUUGUAUAG